Molecule: messenger RNA, 755 nt
Organism: Hibiscus syriacus
Lineage: Eukaryota; Viridiplantae; Streptophyta; Magnoliopsida; Malvales; Malvaceae
Product: protein translation factor SUI1 homolog 2-like
Exons: 5
Coding region: 207-548 (113 amino acids)
Biological process (GO): translational initiation
Molecular function (GO): RNA binding; translation initiation factor activity
Source: RefSeq, a predicted model, not a curated record
UUUAUUUUUCCUCGCCACCCAAUCAAACCAAGAAGAAAAGAAAAAAGUGUACUCCAUCAGCAUCUCCCGUAAGGCACAGAGACGGUUCCCAUUCUAUACCCAUUUUAGGCCUUUUCUUCUUAUAAUUUCUUUGAUAAUCUGACUUUCGAUUCUCUAGAAAAAGCCCUGCCAUUCUUGGAUCAGGCCUCUUUGAUAAACAAAGUUUCAUGUCUGAUCUCGACGUCCAAAUUCCUACCGCCUUUGAUCCCUUUGCUGAUGCAAAUGCUGAGGACUCAAGUGCCGGUGGAAAGGAGUAUGUUCACAUCCGUGUUCAACAAAGGAAUGGUAGGAAAAGCCUGACAACUGUCCAAGGGUUGAAGAAAGAUUUCAGCUACAACAAGAUACUUAAAGACCUCAAGAAGGAGUUCUGCUGCAAUGGUACAGUGGUUCAAGACCCGGAAUUAGGGCAGGUUAUUCAACUUCAAGGUGACCAACGUAAGAAUGUCUCCACCUUCCUUGUUCAGGCGGGCAUCGUGAAGAAGGAAAACAUCAAAAUCCAUGGAUUCUAAGAUGCAGCAAGCUUAAGAUUUUCUGCUAAUUUGCACACCUUGUUUCGAACCUGGAAUAUAGUACCCGAUUAGGAAAAUAUAAUAACAACUACGCUUUUAUAUCAUCUCUAUGUUGUUUUGAUUGCAUUAUAUGCUCUGCACCUAUUUCUUUUUGAUUUCCAGUUCACUGGAUUAUGUAGUGUUGGAUGAUAAGAAAAUCUUAACGAA